UUUUACAACUGCUGUAACUUCAAAGACAAAGUUUGUUUUAAUUUUUCGUUCCGGAUGAUAUUGCUGUUUCGGCGUAAAAAUUAAAACUAAUUUGUAGGAUAUAUUUUGUUGUAAGAACAAAAAGAUAUAAUGGCAGUUCCGGAUUAUAAACUAAGCACAGUCCUUUCCGGGCACUCCAUGGACGUACGAUGUGUUUCUGCAACUAAAGAUUAUUGCAUAUUAUCGGCUUCACGGGAUAGAACAGCUAAGUUGUGGCAUCCAGAAGGCGUAAAAAGCUAUGUCAAUGUAGUAACUUACAAGGGGCACAGUAAUUUUGUUUCCUGUGUUUGCUGGCUUCCACCGUGUGAAGCGUUUCCUGAAGGAUUGGUAAUAACUGGAAGCAAUGAUAACACGAUUCUAGGUUAUAAUCUACUAGAUGGAGCAGUUCAGAUUAAUUUAAAGGGCCAUGAUAAUGCUGUUUGCAGUGUCACACCGGGUCGAGAUUCAGGAAUUUUAUUAAGUUCUAGUUGGGAUAGUACUGGAAGAGUAUGGAACAUUAAUUCUCCUCAAAUGGCUCCCAUUGUGUUGAAGGGUCACCAAGCAGCAGUGUGGUCACUUGUGGAACUAGCUAAUGGCACAUAUGCUACAGCAUCAGCUGAUAAAAGUAUCAAGUUAUGGAGGAAGGAUGGUGGCUUAUUAAGCACAUUAACAGGUCACACUGACUGUGUUCGUAGUUUGGCUGUGUCCAGUAAUGAGACUUUUCUCAGCUGCGCAAAUGAUGCUUCAAUAAAAUUAUGGACAAAUAAGGGUGAAUGUCUUAACACUUAUUAUGGCCAUACUAACUACAUAUACAGCAUUAGUAUAUAUCCAGGUGUGGAACAUAGUUUUGCUAGUUGUGGUGAGGAUGGCAGUGUUCGAAUAUGGGCCCGAGGUGAUUGUAUUAGAGAAUUAAGACUGCCUGUCCAAUCUGUAUGGAGUGUAGUUUGUUUGGAAAAUGGUGAUAUUGUUACUGGUUCAAGUGAUGGUCUUGUAAGGGUGUUCACAAAAGACCCUUCACGGUUUGCUGAUGAAGCUACAUUAAAACUGUUUGACGAAGAAGUGGAGAAAAUGCUCCUUUCCUCCCAACAGGACUUUGGUGGAUUUAAACUCUCCGAAUUACCAGGCCCUGAAGCUCUCUUGGAUCCCGGUAAAUCAGACGGUCAGACAAAAUUGGUAAGACGAGGAACCAAUGUCAAAUGCUACUCUUGGAGUGCUACGGAGAACACUUGGAAUGAGAUUGGAGAUGUCAUGGGAGCUAAGCCGGCCAGCGAGGGGAAGACUAUGUACCAAGGGAAGGAAUAUGACUUUGUAUUCAGCGUGGAUAUUAAAGAUGGCGCGCCUGCACUCAAGUUGCCUUUUAACAAGACUGAAGAUCCUUGGGUCGCUGCACAAAGUUUCAUACAUAAAAAUGAUCUUCCGCAAGUGUACUUAGAGCAAGUAGCAAACUUCAUAAUAUCAAAUGCCAAAUUAGACUCCAUACCGGCUCCUACUAAUAAUGGUUAUGCAGACCCAUUCACGGGGGAGUCCCGGUACGUCCCAGGGUCCACGGUCCCUGGUCUUCCGCCACCGUCAUCAUCCGACCCCUUCACCGGAUCCGGGGCUUAUACGACGGCCAGUGCAUCCAUAACGUCUACAGACAAACCGCUGAUACCACACGACUCUUAUAUCAGAUUUGACCAAGGCAAUUUAAAAGCGAUUUACGAUAAAUUAAAGGAAUUCAAUAGUAAGGUCGGGGAUAGUCUCAGCACAUUCUCUGAAGCUCAACUAGAAGACGUCGUCAAGUUAGGAGAAGUGAAUUGUACAUACAAUCCUGAAACUAUAACUUCGUUAAAGAAAAUGCUGGAGUGGCCAAAAGAAAUUCUGUUCCCCGUAUUGGAUGUGACCAGACUAGCUGUCAGAAACAAAGAUAUAAACGGGGUCAUGUUUGAUACUAUGUAUGGACCAACAUUUGUUAAAUACCUUUUGUCAUUAUUAUCUCCGGAUAAUAUAGCAGCGAACCAAAUGUUGGCCAUGCGUGUACUAGUGAACGCAUUCAGUGAUCUUCCUGGCGAAAUGUUGGUGCUCGCUGCCAGAGAGAGCGUCGUGCAUUCGAUCAUCUGUCUCCCUCAAUUGAGUAGCGGCGCCCAGAUCGCGGCAGCAUCUUUACUUCUUAACCUAUCAGUGGCACUCGGUCAACAAACGGAUACUGUAGAACUGGUGGACUGUAUAAUACAUCUGCUUAAUAGAAUUGCUGAUAAGGAGGCUUAUUUCAGAGGUAUAGUUGCUCUGGGAACACUUUUGGCUGAAUCUCCAAACAAAGUGAUGAUUCAAUCUAAGAUCGUCUCAAACUCGACUCUACACAACAGAAUGAAAACUGAUAGUACGGCAGAUCCUAACAAUAAAAUCAAUAUUUGCUCACAACAAAUGCUGAGAAUGUUAUGAAAAUAUAUGUAAUUCAUUAAUGGUUUUUUUUUAAAUUAGAAUCACAGAAAUUUUUAUUGGUUUUUGUGUUAUCCAAAUUAACCGUAGCCUUAUAUUUGAAUUGUAACCAUGACUUUAGGCAAACAACAUAGUUUUAGCAAGACUGUUUCAUUAUCACUUCCAAUUAUAAUUGUAAUGAUUAUUUUUUGCACAAAAAUAUUGGUCAUGGCAACCCUUAGCUUUUAUUUGCCUUAAAUAAUUUUUAAACGUAAUUUGUUAGAAUUAAAGGCCGGAUUAAGCAUCCAAAAGCUUCAUUAUUGGGUGGAUUAUGCCAUUACAAAUAUUUCUUUUCUUUUACUUGAUACAGAAAAUCAGUAAAUACAUUUUUAGUGAUAGAUAUCUAUUUAUCAUAGAGUAAAUUAAUGAAAAAUAUAACAAAUAUGCAUAACUACUAACUAUUUAUGUUAUUACAGUAGCUUCGUAGUAUUCAUUUUGAUUUAUUUAUUUUAGUACAUUUAACAUUAUAAUCUGGUCAACUUCAAGAUUUUAUUACUACAAAAGUUUGAUUAUACUUGUUUGUGAACUGAUUUGUAUUGGUAUGUAUUUUGAGUCUUGCUUUAAACAGUCUUUAAGUUUCAAUUUCUUUAUCUGCAUAUGUUUAUGUAAAACUGAAUAGUUGUUAAAUACUCUACUCGGGUUAUAGAAACUGUACACCAUUUAAGAUCUUUAAAUUAAAGUUUAAUUGCCUUGCCUUAGUUGAUUUAAAAUCAUACUGUAUAAUGGUGGAAUGGGUCUCAUAUUUUAACAUAUUAAUAUAUUAAAAACAAUACAUUUGGAAUGUAAAAAAGCAAUAUUGAAUAAUGAUUUAUUUCAUAAAUGAAUUUUAUACA
Molecule: messenger RNA, 3308 nt
Organism: Pieris napi
Lineage: Eukaryota; Metazoa; Arthropoda; Insecta; Lepidoptera; Pieridae
Gene: Plap
Product: phospholipase A-2-activating protein
Exons: 16
Coding region: 130-2439 (769 amino acids)
Biological process (GO): proteasome-mediated ubiquitin-dependent protein catabolic process; ubiquitin recycling
Cellular component (GO): nucleus; cytoplasm
Molecular function (GO): ubiquitin binding
Source: RefSeq, a predicted model, not a curated record